AUGGUCGCGACUUUUUCACCUCACCGUGAUGCGGGUGGUACCCUCCAUCUGCCGUCCCACACGGGAAUCCAUCACGUUGAUGCCAGCUCGGCCAUUCGCCAGUUGCGACGAUCACUGUCGCGAUCCCCUUCCAAGAGUUCCAACUUCUCGUUUCUCACAUCCCGGAACCAAUCUCCCUCCAAAACAACGCCAUAUAUCUCAUCUCCUCUGUCGCCCUCGCGACGCUCCUCGCAAAACAACUUCGUACUCUUUCCAAGCUCCUCUCACCAAUCCCCAUUCGCCGUGCCAUAUCCUCCAAGCGCCAAAAUCACUCGACCGGUAAUGCGCCGUGUGCGGACCUCUCCGAGGAGUCCUGCUAAACGCGCCUUAAACAUUUCUGCUGACCAGGGCAACACGAAGCCUGCACAGUCGGUCCCAACCACACCCGACGUGGAGAAUUUCCCAUCAGCGCAGGGCGUGAGCGUGCAGUUAGAUGAUGAUACAAGCGGGAAUGGCUGUUCAACUACUCCAGCUGGAUAUCCGGAGACCGCUACUCUUUCGCCGCGUCCACCUCUAUCUCGAGUCGAGAAGCGGCGGAGUGGGACCUUUGGCUCGUAUGCAACGGUCAGCCCUCUGAAGCGCAGCGACGGAAUAAUGAAUCUUGAUCGGGCCUCUCGUGGUAGUCCGUCGGCCAAGAGGCGGAGUGUUCACACGGCCAACCUCUCUAAUGAGUUUAGUAUCUUCGACAGCGAGGAUGCACCUGCGACUGUCGAUGAAGCCGCAGGCGAGUCGCUGACGGAUGACGAGACACCCUCGUUCCCCCCUUCUGUUACCCCAUUCAGCCCUUUUGCCACGAUCCCGAAACGCUCCUCUUCUCUGCGACGCUCAACGCUCCAGCAACGCCAAAGCGAUCGCUCUAUUUUCUCUCGACCAAAAGCCAUGGGCGAGGUCGAAGCCUCGGACAACGGCUCUCCCCUGAGUCCUCGCCCGCGUCUUUCCCUGGAUAACAACCUCUUCCAACCAAGUCGCGAUAACUUGUUCCCUCCCCGACCGGCCCCGGCCAGCCCUCUGUUCUCGUCAACAAACAAUGCUAACGGGCAGCCACGGCCGAACGCGCACCCACUUUCACGGACCAUUACGCAGUCGUCAUCGAGUUCAAGCUUGGUAGAUGACUCGCCAACCCAUGAACCCGUUCAUAAGACUGACCGUCCCAGAGGGGUGUUCAAUUUCUCCAAAUCGCUCCCUGCAGGUGCCACCCGACCAGGGGCCGUUCGUCCACUGACCCGCGAGGACUCGACGUCUUCCAUGGAUUCAUUCGCAACCCCAGAGAACUACAAGCUCGUGAAACCUCUACCAGCUGCUUUCAUGUCCACCGGGCUCAUCUCGAAAAAGAAUCGCAAUGCCGAGGACCCCCAAAACAUGAUGGGUUUCAGCAAAAAUAUGCCUGACACGCCGUGCAAACGACCCGUCAAUCUAUUCCCCACCGGACAGAAAGCGCAGCCGGAGCUGUCCUUGGGCAGAUCAACACUCGGUCGACCAUCGGAUGCAACACCCCAGUCUCCAUCCAACCCUCUUAGCACACGACCUAAGCUAGGCCCGUUCGCCCGGGGCAUGGGUAUCUUUGGAAACUCAUUCAAUCGACCGGAGGCCUCGCGUCGCGGUAGCUUUGUCAGUGUAGACGGUGACGAAGGAAUGCAAUCGCAGUCCCCAUCAGCCCGGCAUGAUAGCCAGCCACUCAGUGAAUACGACCUUCCUCCGACACCGACCAAGCAAACCUUCUUCCCAUCGCGCACCUACCCCCCAGCCACCUCGCAGAUAGCUUCUCUUGAGAGACUGUCGGAGGCUAUGGGGACGAACUCGAGCCCUCUCCAUGACAGAUUCCAACGUGGAUCCCCGCGCACUCCGCAGGAUAAUCUCUUUCCACCUGAUCCGAGCGGCCUGUCGAUCUCCGCGCCCAAUGACCAACAUUCUAUCAAGACGGACUUCAAUUCCUCGGAAUUGCCAGCCACCCCGACUGGUCCGCGAGAGUCCUUGCUCCAGUCUGGGAAGAGAACCAGCUUGACCCUGAGUGGAUAUCAUGCGCCUGACGUCGAUCCGAGCCUGACUUCACGCUUUGAGAAGGUGGAACUUACCGGUACGGGAGAAUUUUCCCAGGUUUACCGCGUGGCCGAGCCUCACGACCAAGGCGUAGCGUCGAUAUUCUCAGGUCGGCUCAAAUCCCCGAAGCCAGUGCUUGAGCAGGUGUGGGCAGUCAAGAAAUCCAAGCAACCCUACUCCGGAUUGAAAGACCGCGAGCGUCGCAUUCGAGAGGUCGACGUGCUCAAAUCUCUGACGAAUUCCGAUCACAUUAUCUCUUUCAUGGACAGCUGGGAAGAAAACGGCCAUCUGUAUAUCCAAACCGAGUUCUGCGAAGAGGGAAGCUUGGAUGUUUUCCUUGCCCAAGUUGGACUGAAGGCGCGGUUGGAUGAUUUCAGGAUCUGGAAGAUUCUGCUUGAGUUGUCUAUAGGACUAAAACACAUUCACGACAUGGGAUUUAUCCAUCUCGACCUCAAGCCGGCCAACAUCCUAAUUACAUUCGAGGGUGUUUUGAAAAUCGCCGAUUUCGGUAUGGCUACGCGGUGGCCUGCCGACCAUGGAAUCGACGGCGAAGGAGACCGCGAAUACAUUGGCCCGGAGAUCUUAAUGGGCCGUUACGACAAACCCGCGGACAUAUUUUCCUUGGGUCUGAUUAUGUUUGAAAUUGCCGGGAACGUUGAACUUCCGGACAAUGGUCUUUCGUGGCAGAAGCUUCGAAAUGGCGACACCAGCGAUGUUCCCAGCUUAACGUGGAGUUCCGAGACUGGCGUUUUCCGAGACGCGUCCGGCAACCCCGUGUCCGAAGAACCGUCCUUUGAAGAAUUGUGUGCCUCGGACUUUGGUGACGAUGCAUUUGGCGACGACAGUUUCCUCGGCGGAUCUGGCGAGCGAAAAGCUGCACCCCUGGCUCGGUCUGGCGAACUGGUCGACCCCCCAAACUUCAUGAUUGAUGCCGGCCAUGCGCAAGCCUUGGACAGAAUCGUGCGGUGGAUGAUCUCUCCGGAGCCGUUUGAUCGGCCCACGGCAGAUCAAGUUUUGGAGACGUACGGCGUCCAAUUUGUGGGACGUCGCCGCCGCGCUGGAGCCACAGUCUACGAAGGCAACUGGGGCCCGGCGGACGAAAUGCUCGCUGAGGACGCCGAGAUGAUCGACGUCUGA
This is a messenger RNA of Aspergillus steynii IBT 23096, 3213 nucleotides long. RefSeq names its product tyrosine protein kinase SWE1. The record is from RefSeq and is a predicted model, not a curated record. The transcript is spliced from 2 exons. Gene Ontology annotation, biological process: protein phosphorylation. The coding region runs from base 1 to 3213 and encodes 1070 amino acids. Gene Ontology annotation, molecular function: protein kinase activity; ATP binding. NCBI's taxonomy places the organism in Eukaryota, Fungi, Ascomycota, Eurotiomycetes, Eurotiales, Aspergillaceae.